Salvelinus sp. IW2-2015 is the source of this 970-nucleotide messenger RNA. It is a transcript of the gene stc1l, whose product is annotated as stanniocalcin 1, like. Gene Ontology annotation, cellular component: extracellular region. The record is from RefSeq and is a predicted model, not a curated record. Gene Ontology annotation, biological process: intracellular calcium ion homeostasis. Gene Ontology annotation, molecular function: hormone activity. Lineage: Eukaryota; Metazoa; Chordata; Actinopteri; Salmoniformes; Salmonidae.
CGAACAAGAUAUCAGCAGCCCAACUGUUCUCCACCGACAAUUCAACCGAACUGUCCAACCUGUUGCAUCGAAGAACAUCACCAUCUGACAAGAUGCUCGCAAAAUUCGGCCUGUGCGCGGUCUUCCUUGUCCUGGGGACUGCCGCCACCUUCGACACCGACCCGGAGGAAGCUUCUCCUCGCCGUGCACGCUUUUCAUCCAACAGCCCCUCGGAUGUGGCUAGGUGUUUGAAUGGUGCUCUAGCCGUGGGAUGUGGUACGUUUGCCUGCCUGGAGAAUUCUACCUGUGACACUGAUGGCAUGCACGAUAUCUGUCAACUGUUCUUUCACACCGCAGCUACCUUUAACACACAGGGUAAGACGUUUGUAAAGGAGAGUCUGAGGUGUAUUGCCAACGGUGUCACGUCUAAAGUCUUCCAGACCAUCAGGCGCUGUGGAGUCUUCCAGAGAAUGAUCUCUGAGGUCCAGGAGGAGUGUUACAGUAGACUGGACAUCUGUGGUGUGGCUCGCUCUAACCCUGAGGCCAUCGGAGAGGUGGUGCAGGUCCCUGCACACUUCCCGAACAGGUACUACAGCACUCUGCUCCAGUCCCUGCUAGCCUGUGAUGAGGAGACAGUGGCUGUGGUCAGGGCAGGGCUUGUUGCUAGGCUGGGGCCAGACAUGAGACUCUCUUCCAGCUGCGAGAACAAACACUGCCCCCAGGUUCUAACCAGGUCCUAACUCUGCCACCGCUGGGCUGCGCUGCCAAUGGGGUCGCCUCCUUCCUUCAAGAUCCAGCCCAGCAUGAGAGGAAGAGACCCCACCCACCUAUUUGCAGGAAACGCUCUGUGGAGGCAUUGGAGAGAGAGAUGGAGUAGAUUGGAGAAGAGGAGACAGACAUACACACCACUUAUACCUUAAGCAUACAUUCAUGUACACACACACACACACACACACACCACACACCACACACACACACACACACACACAAC